Molecule: messenger RNA, 827 nt
Organism: Syzygium oleosum
Lineage: Eukaryota; Viridiplantae; Streptophyta; Magnoliopsida; Myrtales; Myrtaceae
Product: monothiol glutaredoxin-S11-like
Exons: 1
Coding region: 127-447 (106 amino acids)
Cellular component (GO): nucleus; cytoplasm
Source: RefSeq, a predicted model, not a curated record
AGUAGCUUCAAAUUACUCUAAUCUCUCUCUCUCUCUCUCUCUCUCUGUGCAACCCCACUUCCCCCAGUCAGUCAAUCAAAGAGUCUAGGAAUAGAAAAAGCACAAUCUUCUGUCCCUCGUUUUGCGAUGGAGAAGGUGAUGAGACUGGCCUCGGAGAAAGGGGUGGUGAUAUUCAGCAGGAGCACGUGCUGCCUGUGCUACACCGUGAGCAUCCUGUUCCGGGAGCUCGGCGUGACGCCCGAGGUCCACGAGAUCGACCUCGACCCGGAAGGGCCGGAGAUGGAGCGGUACCUGGCCCGGCUCGGGUGCAGCGGCCCCGUGCCGGCCGUCUUCAUCGGCGGGAACCUCGUGGGGUCCACCAACGAGGUCAUGUCCCUCCACCUAGGCGGGGCGCUCCUCCCCCUCCUCGCGCCUUAUCAGGACCACGCGGAUCAUGCUCUAUCCUGAAACCGUGUAAUUUAGGGUUCGAAUAUGGGGCUAAUCAAGGUGUGCUGUGAUCUAAGGUGGGAUUAGUGGCUAGGGUUAAGGGAGAUUGAGGUCUCUAGUGAGUCCUGAGGAGUCUAUGUAGCAUGCUUGAAGUGGUGAAAAUGUGCUUUUUAUGUAGCUUAUAGUCUAGCCUUUAGCUAAAAAUACAUGGAGUUUGGGAGUUUCUUAUUCCUUCUUGCAACUUAGCCUUGUAAUUUUGAGUUGCCUAUCCGGUGUGGAGAUCUUCACAUCUCGUAGUCAUCUCCUAAUCCUGUGCCCUCUUAAGUAGGAUGGUUACACACCUCACUUUCUAUUUAGAAAUUAAGGAGAAAAAUUUGCAAAAAGGAUGAUCUUUGCUAUUA